Molecule: messenger RNA, 3360 nt
Organism: Diplodia corticola
Lineage: Eukaryota; Fungi; Ascomycota; Dothideomycetes; Botryosphaeriales; Botryosphaeriaceae
Product: isochorismatase family protein family
Exons: 1
Coding region: 1-3360 (1119 amino acids)
Biological process (GO): DNA repair; DNA alkylation repair
Cellular component (GO): nucleus
Molecular function (GO): dioxygenase activity
Source: RefSeq, a predicted model, not a curated record
AUGGCCUCGUCGUUCUUUGCCGACCUGCUUGCUCAGAAACAGCCGCAGUUCCAGACUCACCGGGCCCUCAUUGCCGUCGGCCUGCAGAACGACUUCUGCUCCUCCGAUGGCAAGCUGCCCGUGACGCAGCCGCCGGGCCUGCUGGACCGCAUCACACGGCUCGUCCCGGUCUUUCGCGAGCAUGCCGGCCACGUUAUCUGGGUCCGCACCGAGCUGGAUCCCAACAAGCCCGUCGACGAUGCCGACGAUGCCGACGCCAUCGUGACCGGCGCCCCUGACGAGACCCCCGGCCCCGAGGACGACGGCGGCAGCGCCGCGGAUCUGGCCCAGGAUGACCUGCCGUCUGCAUCGGGCCAGCGCCGCCGCCGCCGCGCGACGGAGCUGCUCAGGCGCCUGCAAGCCCGAGCUUGGGACGCCGAGCUGUGGGACGCCGACGCCACGCAGGAGGACGAGCUGUUCCUUACCCGGGGCUCGGGACGGCAGGUCUGCGCCGCGGGCAGCCGGGGGGCUGACUGGGCUGACGAUGUUGCCGGCGAGAUCAAGCCCGCCGACACGCUGAUCACCAAGACCCGCUACUCGGCCCUCAAGGACACCACGCUGCUCCUCACCCUGCGAGCGAAGCUGAUCACCGAGCUGUACGUCUGCGGCUGCAUCAGCAACAUCUCCGUCUAUGCCACUGCAGUCGAGGCCGCCCGCCAUGGCAUCGAGAUCUACCUGGUCGACGAUUGCGUCGGCUAUCGCCAGCUGAACAGGCACCGAGAGGCCAUCCGGCAGAUGAAGGAGUACAUGGGCGCCCACACCAUCUCCAGCACAAAUCUGAUCGCGCAGCUUCUGGCAAAGGCGGGGAAGGGUGAUUCUCCUCGUGCUCGCAAGCCUACCGCCGAUGACGACUUGGGUGCGAUGCUGAAGAACCUCAAGCUCCAAGACAAGGACAAGUCUCGCAGCAGCCGCUCCUCUCCGCCGAAUCAAGCCGAGAUUACGAACAAGCCGGCCCCUGAGAGCGCCGUCUCCAUCUCGGCCACCCCACUCGAGGUGGCGGACGUGGCGGACAGCGACGAUGCGCUGCUAGAUGAGACGGCACUGCUGCUGGAGAGGCGCUCCAUGCGCUCUAGACCCCGUGUGGAGCCGCAAACACCUUCGCGCAGCUCAAGCUCGGUCAAGUCCAAGGUACGAGUGCGUCGGAAACUAUCUCAAAAGUCGCAGUCGCCGCCGGAAAAGCCGAACAGCCCGCAGAACCAGAGCGAGAAGGUGACGGCACCACCGUCAAAGGGCGGUCAAAUAACAGUGGCCUGCGCUGCGAGACUUGCCGGUGGAGAGAGCAAUUCUCACGAGACCCUAAAGUCGUCGACGUCGCGGCCUAGGACGCCUCAAUCGACAGCAGAUGGCGCAAUAGUCUCACAGAUCGAAACUGCCGAUUCUAAUUCACCUAGACCUUCAACCACGCGACCGAGGAGGAAGGUCCAAAGCCUGGCUACCCUUCCCACUUUGGGCCCGUUCGACAAGAUCGGUGAAGGCGAUUCACGACUUGUGAUCGACUUCCUACCCGAGUCGCUACGUGCGUCUGCAGCCCCGGAGAAGACAUUUGAAGAGGUCGUAUUCCACAAGCUUUACAAUGAAGUGCGGUGGCAGAAGAUGCUACAUAAUCAGGGCGAAGUGCCUCGUCUGGUGGCCGUGCAAGGCGAAUUGGGGGAGGAUGGCUCGAUGCCGGUCUACAGACAUCCCUCGGACCAGUCCCUCCCCCUGUUGCAUUUCUCCCCUGCGGUGUUACGCAUACGAAAACAGGUUGAAGAGCUCGUCAAACACCCUGUCAACCACGUCUUGAUCCAGCUUUACCGAGACGGGCAAGACUACAUUUCAGAGCACUCUGACAAGACACUUGACAUUGUACGGGGCUCCAGCAUCGUCAACGUCAGCUUCGGCGCACAACGCACCAUGCGCCUCCGCACCAAGCGGUCGGCGAAGUCUACUCAGCCUGACUAUGAGGCCACGACCGUCAGACAGACACAACGUGUACCGAUGCCGCACAACUCAGCCUUUGUUCUGGGCCCGCAAACGAACAUGCGUUGGCUACACGGCAUCAACGCCGAUAAGCGCCCUCCGGAGGAGAAAUCUGGUCUAGAGAAAGAUUUCGCCGGCAUGCGCAUAAGCCUCACGUUCCGUCACAUUGGCACUUUCCUCAGCAGUGAUUCGAGCAAAAUAUGGGGCCAAGGCGCAACGUCCAAGAGCAGGGACCUCGCCAAGCCCGUCAUCAACGGCGACGAGAAGAAGACCGAAGACCUCAUUCGUGCCUUCGGGGCGGAGAACCAUGCCACCGAGUUCAACUGGGAGGAGACGUACGGCCGCGGGUCCGACGUCCUCCACUCCCAGGACCCCCCUCCCGAGACACCGACCUUGUACACGUCGCACAGUUCCGUCGACAACCAGGCCGUCCGGCUCUACCUCGACGCGCUGGGGAUCAAGUACAGUCUGGUCGAGCCGCCGCCCGUGCGGCACAGCGACGACUUCGAGCGCCGCAACAUCUGCCUCCGCGACACCGACGCCUCGAACACGGAGGUCUGCGGCGCAACCCUCAUCCUCGCAUACCUCAAAAACCACAACGUCCACCAACCGCAGCAACCCACUCGCUCCGCUCCCUCUUCUUCCUCACCAACAGCCGAGCCAGACGACUCCUCCCCCCAACAACAACGCCGCCCAUCAGAAGGCGACGGCGGCGGCGUCGUCGCGCCCACCCGCGCCGCCGCCGCCGCCGCGCAGACAUAUCUCCUACACGCCUCGCACCUGCAUCGCCUGUGGGCAAAGUACCUCUGCGCCACCCACACCGCCGCCGUCCCGCAAUCCUCAUCCUCAUCCUCAUCCUCCUCUUCGCCGCCUCCAUCUUCCGCCAACGUAACGACAACACCAUCACCCCCCACCAUCCCACCCGACCUCUCCCGCGCCCUAAGCAUCGACCUCGCCGCCCUCGAAGACUCCUGCGCCUCGACGCGCCUCCGCCGCGGCCGCACGAACAGCGGUGGCGAUGCCGCGGACAAGACGGCUGGGUUGUCGUCGUCCGUCUCCCCUUAUCUGGCUGGCGACGCGUUUACGGUGGCGGAUUGCGCGGUGUGGCCGCUCGUCGACGCGCUGAGGCGGAGCGGGUGGGAAGGGUGGAGCGACGAGCGGUGGCCGGAGUUGGGGGCUUAUUGGGGGGCGUUGAGGGGGGCGGGGGGGGAUGUGAGGGCUUUGGGGGGGGGGGAGGGGGAGGGGGGUCGCGGUGGUGAUGACGGGAGCGAGGGGAGGGAUAGAGGGGAUGGGAGGGACGGUGGGGAGGGGCGGAGUGUCGAUUUGUGUGGUGGAGGAGUCGAUGACAGCAGGCGGAGAUAG